CCCGCUUCGAGUUGCCGAAUGGGGUAUAUAAGCCAACUUUUGUCAGUCAGCUCAUCAAGAAGUACGUCAUUCGACAGAUAAUCGUCAGCGAACACAUCCGUCUUACCGAACUCUCAUCAUGAACGCCCUGUUCUUCGUCAUCGCCGCCCUCGUGGCCGUCUGCGUCGCAGCACCACCUCCAUCUUCGGGCUCCGCCGACGAACCGAUUCCUAUCAUCAGCCAGACCCAGGAUGGACCCAACCCUGAUGGCACGUUCAACAGCGCGUUCGAAACCGGAAAUGGAAUCCAGGUCCAGCAGCAGGGGAGCCUGAAGCAGAUCGACGAGAAGACCUUCGCCCAGGUCGUUCAGGGCUCGUGGUCCUAUCCUGGCCCGGAUGGAGCCCCGAUUCAGGUGACCUACAUCGCCGAUGAGAACGGAUUCCAGCCACAAAGUGACGCCAUCCCGACGUCACCCGCGAUCCCGGAGGCGAUCCAGAAGAGCCUGGACUUCAACGCGGCACAUCCCCCACCGGCUGUCGUUGACGCGUAGGGUCAAUAUAUGAAUUUGUAAUUUUUGUGAAACCGCGGAGGCGAAAACGGGCGGCGAUAAACAAGCCUCAGGUUCUUUAUGCUAAUCGUAUAACGUAAUCUAAAGUCAAUGUUGGAUAAGAAUAAUGUAAAUAUUGCGUGGCAGAUAGUUGAGAGGACUAUUUUGUACACUAUAUUCAAUACGAAUAUCCUCACAUCAUAUUGUACACGGCCACCGUAAGUCGCUGGAAUAAACUGUGCUUUUUGCUACCUAA
Messenger RNA from Diprion similis, 782 nucleotides. Its product is annotated as endocuticle structural glycoprotein ABD-4-like. The coding region runs from base 119 to 529 and encodes 136 amino acids. The transcript is spliced from 2 exons. The record is from RefSeq and is a predicted model, not a curated record. Gene Ontology annotation, cellular component: chitin-based extracellular matrix. Gene Ontology annotation, molecular function: structural constituent of chitin-based larval cuticle. NCBI's taxonomy places the organism in Eukaryota, Metazoa, Arthropoda, Insecta, Hymenoptera, Diprionidae.